This is a messenger RNA of Capsicum annuum, 1260 nucleotides long. RefSeq names its product zinc finger protein 385D. Gene Ontology annotation, molecular function: zinc ion binding; nucleic acid binding. Lineage: Eukaryota; Viridiplantae; Streptophyta; Magnoliopsida; Solanales; Solanaceae. Bases 322 to 1104 code for a protein of 260 amino acids. The record is from RefSeq and is a predicted model, not a curated record. The transcript is spliced from 2 exons.
ACAGAAUUAUAGACUGACCUCACCAGUUAAACUUGAACCACAUUGGAUCCUGAUAAUACACCAUCACUGAGCGAGGUUGGUGUGAUCAUAACCAAACUCCAAACCCUUCCUUUGGCGUUUGGUUAAUAUUUAAUCUUUGCAACAAAGUGAAAAAAAGAAGAAGAGAAAAUAAUAUUUAAUCUAGUUUCGUAUUCAAUUCAGCCCAUCAUCCCAAAUCCCUUUUAUAUUUACAAAGAGAGAUCCACCACUGUAAGUCCCAUUAUUCUACCCGAAAAACUCAUUGAAAUCCAUUGAUGAAGCUCUGUCUUCCUCUGUAAUUCAAUGGAGUACGGUCACAAUCCAUGGACUGGGGUACCACCAAACUCUACCUUAUACGCUAACCCGAUCGACCCCUAUCAAUCUGUGUCUCAAAACCCUAACCCUAGCUAUGGCCAAGGGCAGGGUUUGCUGUUUAAUUAUGGCCACACCAAUGCUGCUAGCAGCGAACCAACGACGGUGUAUUAUCAGGACCCCAAUGUGGUCCAACUUUUGGGGGCAAAUGAUCCUUACAGGCUUGGUGAGGUAGCUGCAGUGUCUCUAAAUGGUGCAGAGAAAUUGACUCCUGUAAAUGUAAAUUCCAACUUUUUGAUUCAACCUGUGAGAAGUGGGUCUUGGGGAAGAGGCCAAAGGAAAAGUAAGACACAGCCUGUAUGGUGUGAUGUUUGCAAACUUGAAUUUAACAGCAAUAUUGUUCUAGGCAAACAUAAAUUAGGGAAAAGACACACACGAAGUUUAGAAAUAUUAAAAGGAGGCAGUGUUAUCACAGCCCCUACUUCUGCAGUGUCAGAUACCACAGUUGUAGGACUGCCAAAGAGGCCUAAUUUAGAAAAUGGACAAGAUGCAGGGGGGAAGGCCGUUGAACUGAUGAAGAAUUUGGAGACAAAAAGACAAAAAGUUUUGCAAGGAGGGGCAGCCACUAAUGAGGUUUGUAUUUGUCUCCAGUGUCUUUUAUGCGAGGUUGUUUGCAACAGUGAGACUGUUUUAAGACUUCAUCUCGCUGGCAAAAAGCACAUAGCUAACAUGAAAAAGCUUGCAUCUGGAGCUGGAGUAGCCCCUGCCAAUUAGAAUGGGAAUUUUAGUGGAGGCGGUGCUCGGUCCGUAGUUCAGGUUUCUUACAGCUGAUACAACUAGUUUACUGUAUAUGACAUUAUAUGUAAUGUAUUUGAUUGUAAUUCCUUGCUUUGAAGAGAAGGCAACUCAAUUUUUCUUUUUCUUCAUUAA